Messenger RNA from Spea bombifrons (plains spadefoot toad), 1419 nucleotides. Its product is annotated as carbonic anhydrase 2-like. Lineage: Eukaryota; Metazoa; Chordata; Amphibia; Anura; Pelobatidae. Bases 112 to 894 code for a protein of 260 amino acids. Gene Ontology annotation, cellular component: cytoplasm. The record is from RefSeq and is a predicted model, not a curated record. Gene Ontology annotation, molecular function: carbonate dehydratase activity; zinc ion binding. The transcript is spliced from 7 exons.
UGAGGGAGAUGGAGCUGGUGGGAGCCUUUAAAACCCCACAAGAAGAAGGCUGGUGGAGGACACUCAGACCUUGGGUAUUUGUCUUAGAGGAACGGCUAAUAGCAGAAGGCAAUGGCACCUGUCUGGGGUUACGGUCCUGACAACGGGCCAAAUACUUGGCACACAUCCUUUCCAAUUGCUCUAGGAGAGCAGCAGUCCCCUAUUGAUAUCAAUACAAGUGAUGCCAAGUAUGAUCCAUCUCUGAAACCUCUCAGCAUAAGCUACGACCCUUCGACUGCAAAGUCCAUCGUGAAUAACGGACAUGCCUUCAAUGUGGAGUUUGAUGAUUCUGAAGACAAAUCAGUUCUUCGAGGAGGAGCUCUGGAAGGAACGUACAGACUGAAGCAGUUCCACUUUCACUGGGGAUCCUGCGACGGACAUGGCUCGGAGCACACUGUUGAUGGAACCAAAUAUGAAGCAGAGCUGCACUUGGUUCACUGGAACACAAAAUACUCCAGCUUUGGAGAAGCCGUGACAAAGUGCGAUGGGCUGGCAGUAGUCGGCGUGUUCCUCCAGGUAGGGGAUGCUAAACCAGCGUUGCAGAAGGUGGUGGAUGCCUUAGCAUUAAUUCCGUAUAAGGGAAAGUCGGCUCCGUUCACUGAUUUUGAUCCUUCAGGCCUACUUCCAUCAUCUCUGGACUUCUGGACCUAUCAGGGGUCUCUGACCACCCCACCUUUGCUACAGUGUGUCACCUGGAACGUCCUGAAAGAGCCAAUUAGUGUGAGCCAGGAUCAGAUCUCAAAGCUCAGAGGCCUUUAUUUCAAUGACGAAAAUGACGACCCAUGCCACAUGGUGGACAACUAUCGCCCGCCCCAACCUCUGAAAGGCAGAGUGGUUAGAGCAUCAUUUCAUUAGGAUCAGAAUGUAGCAACUCGGAUACGUUGUAGUUGAAUUUGGAUGGAACACAUUUUUUUCUGCAAACUGGAAGAAUUCUUCUUAGAUGACGUUCUUAAUAAUUAUCUCUUAAAGUUUUGUAUUCUGAUUAAUGAAGUCUGAAUACAGAAAUUAAUCAGUGGUUAGGUGGGAUCUAGCUUAGAAAAUAUGACAUUUAUAUAUAUUCUACAAAUCAAAUGCUGCAUCAACAGGAAAUAAGCCUUUACUACAAUACUUUAUAGAUUUUAGUAAAACUAUCUUUCAAAAAAACUUGAAUUAAGUACAUAUGUUGAUAUGUAUUAAAUGUGAAUUCACUUAUUUUAAAAUUCUUGUAUCAGUGGGAAAUAAUUUUAACAGACGUGUAAAUAUUUUAAGGGAAUAUAUAUAUAAAUAGAAAGUCUUAAUAUGGGUGCUUCUUUUCAGCAGUCUUAAGUUCAUUGCAUGGAAGAGAUAUACAAGAGAUUAUAAAUGUAUUUUGGAUACCUAAAUAAAAAUCAGCAGCUACCA